AUGUCGGAGUCAAAACGUUUUAAACGUGAAUCUAUAACAUUUGAAUAUUUGCCCAAUGAAGUUUGUGUUGAAGUUUUCGGUUACUUAAAUGGUGUCGAUACUGUCUAUGCUUUUUCAUCACUUAAGCUCCGUUUUCAAUCUUUAAUAAACAAUUAUGUCGAUAUUUUUAAUUUUAAAUCUGUAAGUAAAAAGAAAUUUUGUUUUGUUAUUCAACAUCGUAAUAUAAAACGAUGGCGAUCAUUAUGUCUUUCGAAUAACGAUGAUACACCAGGACAAAUAAAACUAUUUUGUCAGUUAUUUCCAUCUACAAAAUAUAUUCAUCAAUUACAAUCAUUAACUAUUUUGAAUACACAACGUACCGACACAGAGAGAUUUUUAUUACAAGUUCCAUUAUUCAAUAAUCUUGUUUCACUAUCUAUUGAGAACGUUUGUGGAGUUAGUAUUCAAACAAUUAACUUGCCAAAAUUACAACGAUUAACUCUUACUUCAUGUAAAUAUACAAGUUGGUUAAUGAAUUGUUCAUCUCUAAAGAGUCUUGAAUAUACAAUUAGAAAAAAGAAUUGUUCACACAGAGAUAAACUAGUGUUUCCAAAAACAAUAACACGACUUAAAAUAUAUUAUAAUGAAUAUUCAGAUGGAAAAGAUAUUCGAGGAUUAUUACGUCAAAUGCCAAAUUUAACAAUACUUGCGUUAUUUGAUAAUUCAGGUUAUCAUCUAUUGCCAAAUGGUAAAAUUUGGGAAGUACUUAUUACAUCAUGUUUGCCAUUAUUAAAAUCUUUUCAAUUCUAUUUUUCAUUUAAACAAUAUCCUGUUUUACUAAAUGAUUUAAAUGCAAUGAUAGAGACAUUUUCUACACCAUUUUAUUUAUUAGAAAAACGUUGGUUUGUUCGAUGUCAUCGAGAUCCAGAAAGAACUUGUUACGGAUUUCUUUAUUCUUUACCUUUCGCUUUUACACAACUACUAAUGAAUGCAUCGGCAUAUAAAACAAGUAUUUCUACAUCACCUGUUGAUGAUAUUAACCAAAUUAAAAAUAAUCAUUAUGCAAAAGUAAAUACAUUAAUAGUGAAUGGAGUACGUGAAGAACCACCUAUUUACUUGCUUCCAUCGAAUAUCAUUUGUCUUACACUCAAUGAUAAACUUUCAAAAAGUUGGCUUUAUUUAUUAAAAGAAUUACGUUAUUUACAUAUUGAAGACCGUGCAAAUAUGUCAUCAAAUGAUUUUGUACAAUUACUUGAACAUACACCUAAUCUUCAAUCAUUGACAAUUUCGAUUGAAGAAUUAGAAAAACUAACCAAUAAAUUAAAACAUAAAAUUGCUUGUGAAUAUCUAUCAGAACGAAUUAAAUCAUUAACUAUAACUAGUUCUGACUAUAGUUUAUGUAGACCAGAUUCAGGUCAUGUUACUAUACGUGCACUUUCUUUGCUUACUCGUAUUUUAUCAUCAAAAUGUGAACAUUUAUCAUUAGCUAUAAAGGCGAAUCCAAAUAGUGUUCGUCCAAUAUUACAACGCAUGACACAAUUACGUAGUUUACAUAUUCAAUGGGCACGAGAAUUCACCGUAUCAGAUUGGUUUCAAGAACAAUCAACAGAUUCUACAGCUUUAGAUUUUGUUCAUAUAAAAGAUAAACAAGAAUUUUUUAUAUGGUUUGGAAAUCAUUUUUAA
This is a messenger RNA of Adineta steineri, 1662 nucleotides long. The record is from the annotation of a GenBank genome assembly. NCBI's taxonomy places the organism in Eukaryota, Metazoa, Rotifera, Eurotatoria, Adinetida, Adinetidae.